AGCCGCUAGCACGUUGCACGUGUUAACAAAAAGUAUUUAAUUUGAUUCAUAAUAUACAGAACUGAAACGUUAAAUCAAAACAUUGAGACAAAAUGCAACACGACGAUGUCGUUUGGAGCAUCAUCAACAAAUCCUUCUGCUCACACAAAGUCAAAACUGAUACGCGCACCUUCUGUCGCCAUGAAUACAAUCUGACGGGCUUGUGCACGCGUCGCACCUGCCCGCUGGCCAACUCACAAUAUGCAACAGUGCGCGAGGAGAAGGGCAUCAUUUAUCUGUUCAUCAAGACAGCGGAACGGGCACAUAUGCCGAGCAAGCUGUGGGAGCGUAUCAAGUUGUCGCGCAACUUCGAGAAGGCCAUCCAGCAGAUCAACGAGAACUUGGUAUUCUGGCCCAAAUACAUGAUAGCCAAAAACAAGCAGAGAUUCCUGAAGAUCACACAGUAUCUGAUGCGCAUGCGAAGACUGAAGCUGCGCCGCCAGAAGCUGAUUGUGCCGCUGUCCACGAAGAUCGAACGACGCGAAGCGCGUCGUGAACAGAAGGCGCUCAUCGCGGCCAAGAUCGAUAAUCACAUUGAGAAGGAGCUGCUGACGCGCUUGAAGAUGGGCACGUACAAGGAUAUCUACAAUUUCUCACAGACGGCGUUUAACAAGGCGCUGGAAGCGGAGCAUGUGGACGAGGAUGAGGACGAGCGCGAGGAGGAGGACGAAGAGGAAGAGCGCGAGCAUGAGACGGAAAUGGAAGUGGAUGAAGCCAGGGAGCUGCGACGUGCACUCAACGAUACAGAAGAGUUUGUCGAGGCGGACAGCGAUGAUGAUGAAGACGAGGAAGAGGACUACGGCGAUGAUGAUGAUGAAGAUGAGGAGAGCGAUUCAGGCCAGCGCGAAGAGGUGGAAAUGGACAGCGACUUUGCGCAGUCCGACGAUGAUGAUGACAAUGAGGAUGAUAUUGAGGACACCCACGUGCCGACGAAACCCACAAAGAAGCGCAGCUCCGAGGAUAAGAAGUCAAAGGCAACAACAAAGGAUACAACAACAACAACAGUUGCAGCUAAGCGACGCGGCAAACCGAAACUGCAAGUGGAAUAUGAAGUUGAAUAUGAAGCUGAGGCUAAUCCAGCACGGCAAAUGCGUCAUAAGUGAGGUAGAAAUAACGUUUAAAGAAGAAGCAGAAGCAGAA
Molecule: messenger RNA, 1179 nt
Organism: Drosophila arizonae
Lineage: Eukaryota; Metazoa; Arthropoda; Insecta; Diptera; Drosophilidae
Gene: Rbm13
Product: RNA-binding motif protein 13
Biological process (GO): maturation of LSU-rRNA; maturation of 5.8S rRNA
Cellular component (GO): nucleolus; preribosome, large subunit precursor
Source: RefSeq, a predicted model, not a curated record